Necator americanus (New World hookworm) is the source of this 324-nucleotide messenger RNA. RefSeq lists its product as uncharacterized. Gene Ontology annotation, cellular component: condensed chromosome; site of double-strand break; nucleus. Gene Ontology annotation, biological process: DNA double-strand break processing; DNA integration; replication fork processing. Lineage: Eukaryota; Metazoa; Nematoda; Chromadorea; Rhabditida; Ancylostomatidae. The transcript has a single exon. The record is from RefSeq and is a predicted model, not a curated record. Gene Ontology annotation, molecular function: single-stranded DNA binding; histone H3K36 methyltransferase activity; DNA topoisomerase binding. The coding region runs from base 1 to 324 and encodes 107 amino acids.
AUGGCCGAACAUUCCAACCAUAUUCGACACGUACUCCUUUACGAGUUCGAAUCUGGCCAACCCGUUGCUGAAGCCCAUCUAAACUUAAGUCAAGUAUUUGGCACUGAAGCCCCUUCUGAGCGGUCUGUGCGCGCCUUGUUCCAGCGCUUCAGAGCCGGAAACAAGAAAGUCGAAGAUGAGAAUCGCUCUGGUCGACCGACUGCAAUAUCGUUCGGCGAACUGAAGAAUCUGGCGGAGCAGCAUCCAUAUGAAGAUGUGCAGUACUUUGCUGCCAGUCUUAGCUGUUCGCUGUCUAUCGUGAGCAAUGGACUGCGAUCUCUCUGA